Messenger RNA from Phalaenopsis equestris, 1363 nucleotides. Its product is annotated as acyl-protein thioesterase 2-like. NCBI's taxonomy places the organism in Eukaryota, Viridiplantae, Streptophyta, Magnoliopsida, Asparagales, Orchidaceae. The transcript is spliced from 10 exons. The record is from RefSeq and is a predicted model, not a curated record. Gene Ontology annotation, molecular function: hydrolase activity. Bases 237 to 1004 code for a protein of 255 amino acids.
GGUCUAGAGGAACUGAGAACUGGAGAGAUUCCAAUUGGCAGGGUACUCCAAACUCCGACCAUCUUAUAUCUUAUAUGGAAUAUACGUAGUUCCGGCCAAUAUAUCCCUUGACCUGCACGCCAUCAUCAACCUUCAGGAUCAAAGAGGAGCAUUCAUUCGAAGGGUUGCGCAAGUAAUUCGCUCUCGACAUCCUCAGUUUCAAUUUCGGGGAGUGCUGCGAUUUUGGUGCUGGUAAUAUGAGUCUUAAAAGCAGUUCUCUGGUUUCUGCUUCUAAGGCCAGUGGCGCGGCACUUGAGUUUGGGAGAACUCAUGUGGUCAGGCCAAAGGGAAAACAUCAGGCCACGAUUGUUUGGCUUCAUGGUCUAGGGGAUAAUGGAGCGAGCUGGUCCCAGCUUUUGGAAACUCUUCCUUUGCCAAAUAUAAAAUGGAUUUGUCCAACUGCCCCUGUUAGACCUGUAUCAGUUUUUGGUGGAUUUCCUUCAACUGCAUGGUUUGAUGUGGCGGAUUUAUCAGAGGAUGCCCCAGAUGACAUAGAGGGCAUGGAUGCCUCAGCUGCUCAUGUAGCAAAACUUUUGUCAGCUGAACCUACAGAUAUUAAGCUUGGUCUUGGUGGCUUUAGUAUGGGUUCGGCAACUGCUUUUUACUCGGCAACUUGCAGUGCUCAUGGAAGAUAUGGAAAUGGAAAUCCAUAUCCAGUGAUUCUAAGUGCAGUUGUUGGAUUGAGUGGCUGGCUUCCAUGUUCCAGAAGCUUGAAGAACAAGAUAGAAGGAUCAGCACAAGCUGCGGAACGUGCUGCUUCAAUGCCUAUAUUGCUUUGCCAUGGAAAAGGAGAUGAAGUAGUGCUUUAUAAGCUUGGUGAGAGAUCUGCUGAAGCUCUCACUUCAAAUGGAUUUCAGAAUCUAACCUUCAAAAGCUACGACAGCCUUGCCCACUACACUAUCCCUGAGGAGAUGAAUGAUGUUUCCAAUUGGCUUAAAACAAGUUUGGAGCUCGAGGGCGAGUAAUUGGCAAAUCGAUUUGAGGUUGUUACCUGAAUCGGGCUUUGAUGUGACAGCAGCAGCAUAGCUGAAGCUAUAUGUUAGUAGAUAAUUUCAUUUGAUUGAAGGUUGAAACAAUUUGCAUCAGACUUUGAGAAAUAAUUUAUUCAGAGAAGUUCAUAUCAGAUUUGUCUUCUUAUCUGUCAAAGUUAAUGGUUUUGGUGGUGUUGAAGCACUUGCAGUUAAAUAUUAUUGUUUGGAUUUUCACUUUUAUGUGAUGAUUUUAUAUUUUGUUUGAUAUGAUGCCAAAAGUUAUUGUUUUGAAUGUCAGCUUUGCAUUUGUUUCUACAAGACUGAAAGGGGCUUUUUAAAAGCUUUAAUGUUUA